CGCGGACGUUUAAAUGAUCUGAGCAGUUGACGGAGCGUACCGUCGCCCUGUUUCACCCAGCACCCCGAGCUAUUAACACCCCAUCAGCACCGGAGACAUGGCUUCGAAUAAUGGCUCAGUCGGCAAAUGGGAAGUCGUGAAGAAGGGAAAGAAAAAUGGCACAGGAGGAGGGAAGAAUCCGACUGACAAGAAAACCGGCAACGGGGGAAGGAAAGCCCUGGGCGAAUCCAACCAGCCAUCCAGACCGCCCCUGAAGAUGUCAGAGACUCUGUACGACGGCUUCGAGAAAAUGGGGAAGAAACAGAACAAGGAGCAGGUUCCACCACCAGCUGAGCCUCAAAACAAGAAGCCCUCAUCGAGUAAACCAUCCAAGAAAUCACACUCCAGCAAUACAGUCACCCCUGCAACUCACAAGACCCUGGAGGAAGCCUUCAAAGCCUUGGAUGUUGGGGACCUGAAGCAGCAGUUGGUCCGCAGUCAGACUCUGUUCCCAGAAAACCCAUCAGUCUGGGUCAAAGACCUGGCAGGAUACCUCAACCUCAAUCUAACUGCGCCAGACACUGAGACCACACUCAGCAGCUAUACUCACGACUACCCAUACUGCCUUACAGGAAAAGAGCUGAGGGGCGUGAUCAAAGGCCUCAUCGGACGUUGCAGCGACAUUCUGCCAGAUUUCUUCGACCACUGUGUUUACACUAUGCUCAGGGAGCUGGACAGACAGUCAGGAGAACCACUGCACGGCUACAGAGUUUGCAUCCAGGCAAUCCUACAGGACAAACCCAGAAUAGCCACCCAAAACCUGCCAGAGUAUUUGGAGUUACUGCGGUCAGUUCAGAAUCGUCCAGUCAAGUGUUUGACUAUCAUGUGGGCCCUGGGACAAGCAGGAUUUUAUGACCUCAGCCAGGGACUCAGAGUGUGGCUGGGCAUCAUGCUUCCUGUGCUCGGAGUGAAGUCCUUGUCUGCAUAUGCCAUUGCCUAUCUGGACCGACUUCUCCUACUUCAUGCAAACUUGACAAAGGGAUUUGGCAUCAUGGGUCCUAAAGAGUUCUUUCCUUUACUGGAUUUUGCCUUCAUGCCCAAGAACGCUCUGUCAUCAAGUCUGCAGGAGCAGCUGAGACGUCUGUAUCCUCGACUUAAAGUCCUCGCAUUUGGAGCCAAACCUGAGAGCACGUUACACACAUACCUGCCAUCCUUUCUGUCCAGAGCCACCCCACACUGUCCAGAUGACAUGAAGAGAGAGCUGCUCAGCAGUAUGACCGAGUGUUUGUGUGUGGACGUGCAAAGUCUUGGAGUGUGGAGGCAGCUCUAUACCAAACACUUACCCCAGUCCAGUCUGCUGUUGAAUCAUUUAUUGAAGUCCUGGAAUGUCCUGCCACCAAAGCUGCGGAAGAACCUUGAAGAAACAAUCCAGUCUUUCAGAGUGACCAACGAGGAGAUGAGAGACACCACUGCAUCUCAGGACCUUCAGGAUUGCAAUAACCUGUGCCAGAAUCUGCAGGUAAAGAUGCGUGGUCACGGGUUCCCCUGGUCCAAACUGCUCAUGGUUCUGUUUGUGUUUGCUGCCGGCUUCAUCGCACACGACAUCAGAUCUCACGGCUCCUACACAGAUUCCACCACAGCCAAGACUCUGCGCAGUUCAGGUGUCACAGCUGUAUCUCAGCAGGCCUGGAGCAAAAUAACAGUCUACUCGAAACAGGGCUUCAGCUGGUUGGAGACCAACACUCCUUAUUAUUACUCAGAGUGUGUGCGGGUCACGGGGCCACUCAUGGAACAAGGUUUGGAGAAGGCAAAAUCAGCGGCCAUCUUCAUCUCAGAAAACACCACACAGUUUAUCCUCUGGGUCAAAGAAAAGACACCGCAGGUCAUAGAAUGGGUGAACACCAACACUCCAGACAGUGUGUUCCAGGUGUUGGCAUAUCUGAAGGAGCUCCUCCUCCUCCUCCAUCAGAACUACAUCCUGCCGGCGCUGGCCUACGUAUCUGACCUGCUGCAACAAGCAUGGACCAACCUACAGGACUCCUGCAAUGGUGAGGUGUCGGUAUCAUGUCUGCAAGGCCACGCGUUGUCCUUCACCAACUCAACGUGGCAGCUGCUCCAACACACAACCUCUGCCAUCAAGACUUGGGCUCAGGAGCUUUUGACGCGAGCAUGAUAACAGAACAACAGAUGCUGACUAAUUCACACACACACACAAUAAAAACACAAGAAGUUAUAAAUAUAUAUAUAUACAUACACACUGACCCAGUGUGAGGAUGCCUUUCAGUGCGUCAGCUCCUCUCUAAAGCCAUGAUUGGACACUGCGGGGUCAGACAAACAAACUCUCACUCAAAAGGACCCUUCUAUUGUUUUGGCUAAAUUCUAUCAAUCAGUUUUCCGUUGUAUAAAUGUUUUUUUCUACCAAUCCUUUUUGUCACUGCUGGAUGCAGAGGUCGUCUCUUUCUCUCCCCCUGAGUUUUCUACUGCAAAUUUCCACUGUUGCUUUAACAAAUUAUGUAAUUUAUAGAAAAUGUAGGUUUGUAGAUGAUUUAUAAACCAUUUUUAUUUAAAGAUAUUAAAAAAAGUGUUAAGUGAAAACUUGGUAAAGGGCAGGGAAAAGACCAAAAAAAAUUCCAGACUCAAAGCCCUCGUCAGUUAAACUCUGAGGGCCACUUCAUCUCCUCCACUUUGUCCACCUCACUAUGAAGUCUGAUCUGUGUGUGUGUGUGUGUGUGUGUGUGUGUGUGUGUGUCUGUGUCUGUGUCUGUGUCUGUGUCUGUGUCUGUCAGGCUGAAUAAAGCCUGAGAAGCUGUUCACAAUGUAAGGCCUGAAACAGGAAAGAUACCAUGGGGAAAGGGGUCAGGAGAUUUGGAGCUGAUAGUGUGAAUCCGAACGGGAACAGAAGGAGUCAAAUGAGUCCAAACACGUCCAGGCAGAGAGGAAAUCUUCCUAUCAUCUCUCUGUCUUGCAUGUCACCUCAUCCUGUCUUUGCUGCUUUAUUUUCUGUCCUGUUUCUCUUGAUUUUUCUUUUUUUUUUCAUCUGCCAUCAGCAGCUUGAAGCCUGAGCUAAAAUCAACACUGCAACUGUGUACUCAUACUUGAAGGCUGUUGAUAUCCUGUGUGUGUGUGUGUGUGUGUGUAUGUGUCUGAUUGUCUGAGUGCAUGGUUUAACACGCUUAUUCUCUAUAAUAGGAGCAUGAUUAACCCUGUGCCAACAUCCUGUACACUGAAAUAUGACUUCAGAAUAAGGACCCUCCUCUGACAAACUGAUUCACUAACCUCUCCUUGUAAACAGGGUGUUUGGAUGGACAUGGCUAUGAAUAAUGUCUUACUUUGUAGUGUAAAUGAUUUAUAAUAAAGACUUCAGCCCCA
Messenger RNA from Toxotes jaculatrix (banded archerfish), 3348 nucleotides. RefSeq names its product transmembrane protein 214 (gene tmem214). NCBI's taxonomy places the organism in Eukaryota, Metazoa, Chordata, Actinopteri, Toxotidae. Gene Ontology annotation, cellular component: endoplasmic reticulum; Golgi apparatus. The record is from RefSeq and is a predicted model, not a curated record. Bases 98 to 2152 code for a protein of 684 amino acids. The transcript is spliced from 17 exons.